Messenger RNA from Diaporthe amygdali, 825 nucleotides. RefSeq lists its product as uncharacterized. Gene Ontology annotation, molecular function: protein binding. Lineage: Eukaryota; Fungi; Ascomycota; Sordariomycetes; Diaporthales; Diaporthaceae. The transcript has 4 exons. The record is from RefSeq and is a predicted model, not a curated record. The coding region runs from base 1 to 825 and encodes 274 amino acids.
AUGGCACCACGACAGGAACAUUCUACAGUCGCUAUUUCAUCAACCACCUUAGCGAUUUUGGGUGGCAUUAUCCCUACUGGCUCUGAGUUCUCGACAACAGAUAUUAUGCAACUGUACGAUAUUCCCUCAGACACCUGGACUUCGGCUUCAUCACUUCCCAUCCCGAUCAAUCACUCAAACGCUGGAGUGGUCGACAGCAAGAUAUUUGUCCUGGGGGCCUUGCAGGUCUCACCCGAAGGUGAAGGAAUUGACGGCUCGUGGCAGGCAAUUGGUGCCGGCUGGGUCUAUGAUAUAUCCACUGAUACUUGGGAGGUUCUGGCGCCCCUCCCUGACGGCACAGAAAGAGGUGCUGCGGCUGUUGGAGUUCACAACAAGAUCAUCUACUUGGCCGGUGGUAUGCGGUCGCUUGACCUCUCCCCAGACGGAGAGCAAGACACUGUUGACACGGUGUCUGCCUUCGACACUGUGUCGGGUACUUGGCAACCCUUGCCAGACGCGGCCGGCCGAAUUCCAGAAGGAAGAGAUCACGCUGGUGGCGCUGUGGUGGGCGACGUUUUUUACGUUCUAGGCGGGCGGUUCCGAGGGCAGAACAACACUAAGGAUACUGUCUUCUCUUUAGACCUUGGCAACAUGGACGCAGGUUGGCAGCCGAUGAAGCUGCCUCGGCAUGGAACUUCUGCGGUCGCAGUUGGGGAGCGUAUCUACAUUCCCGGUGGCGGCUUGACUCAGGGCGCUGACCCGGUCAAUGUGACUGACGUCUACCUCUCGGGUGUUGAAGCUGUGACUAUUGCAGGAGCCCAGGAGUUCUCGAGUUCUGGCUUGUAG